AGGGAAGUCUCGCGAGAUUCAAUGAAAUUCCAACAGCAAAUCUGAGUUUGCGACCCUCCUCCAUUCAAUAUUAUUAAAAAGAAAAGCAGAAGAUCGUUCCCUGGGAUGUAUUAACGAAAACAAUAACAAAAUACAUACAAUCAAAAUCAAAACAACGUUCGUGUCUACUCACCACCGCACAUUCCGACCGCGGAAGGUUGUUAUAUUUUUGUCGUUAAAGGGGGAUGACAAAUCCCGAAGAACUGAAUGAAACAAGCAGUGCAAAUUCAAAGAGCUGACGACUCGGGAGCAGGGGUAUUAGACAGUCAGAAACUUCAUCACAUGGCAACUGCUAAAAUCAAGAUAUUUCCUCAUGCCCUAGCUUAAUUUUAUUUUUUAGAUGGGACCGGAAUUGAGUGUAGAACGCUGUGAUUUGGGAUUUUAACAGUAAACAUUCUGGAUUCUUCGGAAUACCGGAGUUGUUAACGGGUUGGUUUCUUACACAGGCCAAAGACAGCUUCGAGCAAACCGUGAGAGAAAAAAAGGUAGCUUGCAAAUCACAGUGGAAACUGUGGAAAGCUGUCAAUAAACGGACACGUCUGUCUACACUGCAGCGGUGAAAACGUUAUUUGGACCAUCAAUCUGAUGGCUAAGCUGUUUUUACAACUUGGAUGAACAAUACUGAAAUUAAAAACACGAAUAUUUUUUUAUUUCAUUUAUUAUUUUUCUGUACUCGCAUUUUUGGAGGAGUGAGAAAAAAACCCCACCGUAAAUAAUGUCUGGAGCUAAGGACAACACUUGCAGGAAAUUCCAGGCAAACAUUUUUAACAAAAGCAAAUGUCAGAACUGCUUCAAACCAAGAGAAUUGCACCUCUUGACCGACCAGGAUUUAAAUCAGGCCAAACCUAUUUAUGGAGGCUGGUUGUGUCUGGCACCUGAAGGGACAGAUUUUGACAAUCCAAUGCAGAGAUCAAGGAAAUGGCAGCGUCGAUUCUUCGUUCUGUACGAACAUGGCUGCCUGCGCUUUGCUUUGGAUGAGUCACCGAGCACUUUGCCACAGGGGACUGUUAACAUGAACCAGUGUACUGAUGUCGUUGACGCUGAGCCCAAAACAGGACAGAAGAAUGCUCUGUGCAUUGUGACACCUGAGCAAGAGUAUUUUAUCCGCGGAGAAAGCAAAGAGCUCAUUAAUGGGUGGCUUGAACAGCUGGUAGUUUAUCCGAAAACAAAUAAGCAGAACCAGAAGAAAAAACGCAAGGUGGAACCAACAACUUCACAGGAGCCGGGCCCAGCGAAGGUUGCUGUGACUGGCUCUGGUAUUCCAGAUGCAGAGAAGGUUCCAGAUUCCCGGUCAACCAUAUGGCAGGAAGAACUAAACACCAGGGAGGUGGAAUCGUCCCAGGUUUGGCCUUCAUCGGAUAGUGGCGCAUUCACUUCAAUGCUGGAUGAAGGGGGACACGUUCUGGAUGCUACCUCUGAUCACAGCUCUGUCAAUGGGGACGAGAGGGAUAGAGGUGGCAUCCCUUUCCACCUCCCACAAAGACCCGACAUGCAGGUUUUAUCCCCGACUGGUAGUUCUUCCAGUAAGCACAGUAUGGAUCUCGGAGGGAUCCCUCGAUGCCAGUCCCCUGCCCAGAGCGAUCCUUUUCCUUCCGGGAGCAGCCUGCUGUCUAACGGGUCUCACAUCAGCGGCUCAGUGAGUUCACUGGAUUCAGACACGAGUGGAAGCACAGUAACGAGUACGGAUAGCCACUGUGCUGAGAUCCGGGCGCAAAGGGCCUCCACACUGCAUGAGGCCCCUCGAUCAAGGAGGUAUGAGAUGGAAGUGAGGAAGGCAGAGAAACGAAGUCGAGCAAGGAGCCCAGAAAGACCAGAGGAGGAAGUGUUUGGAACAGAGAAAAGUCGCCCCACAGUGAUUGAGAAGUUUGAGGCCCUGGAACUGGAGAAUGCAGAGAGGAUGGAGACUGAUGAGCCUGACCCCCCAGCAGCCCGGCAAGGGAGAAGUGAAACCAGGCGAUCCCAGAGAGAGAAAAGCUUUGUAAACGGGGACCCUAUAUUUCAUAACCCAAUGAGACAACUAAUACAUGAUAUAAUGUAUUCAGAUUCAAAAUCUACCCUGAAGCAGAACACCUGUAGUCUUUCAUGCAGUGUCUUGCUCUUUUUACAGCCAGAUCUGUUGAACUUCAAGAAAGGUUGGAUGGUUAAAUUGGAUGAGCAGGGACAGUGGAAGAAAUACUGGUUUGUUCUUACUGACCACAGUCUACGAUACUAUAAGGAUUCAAUUGCUGAGGAGGCUUCAGACCUGGAUGGUGAAAUUGAUUUAACUGCGUGCUACAAUGUCACUGAAUACCAGGUUCAAAGAAACUAUGGCUUUCAAAUUCAUACGCAAGAAGACGUGUACACGUUGUCCGCCAUGACUGCUGGAAUACGACGGAAUUGGAUCCAAGCCUUGAUGAAAAAUGUCCGCCCCUCAACUGCUCCUGAUGUUGCUAGCCUGCCAGAUGAACAUGGUUCAUCCACCCCCUUGGAUGCGCUGUUGAAACCAGAUGUGACCCAGGACUCGCCAUCUUCUGGAGCUUCAUCUGUAGAGCGAGAAGCCGGGCAGAAGAAGAGCCGCAUCCGCGAGAGGAGGAGAGAAGGGCGAUCUAAAACUUUCGAUUGGGCUGGGUUCCGGCCGAUUGCCCAGGCCUUGGCGCAGCAGCGAGCAUCUGAGACUGAGGCUUUUCAGAGCAACCUCACGGACUCUGACCGGACGAAGAGGCGCGAGGAACGCAGGAAAAGAUAUGAAAUUACAUCCAGCGCACCCGAGGCUAACAAGACGGACUUUGAAAGUUGUAGCUCCUCAUCUUCACUGGAUAGACAGCAGAAAGUACAAGAGGAAAUCGAACGGCACUGGCAGCAGGUUGAAAAGACCCCGAUUAGAAAAGAACGGCACGUUCUUUUAGCAACAGCGUUUCAAUCCAAAGAGACAGCAGAACUGGAACGGCUGUUAGAAAGUCAUAAGAUAGGGGUAGAAGAGCUAAAAAGUCAAUUGGAAAGUUGUCAUCAGCAGCUAGCAGAGUCAAACCAGCGUAAAAUGCAUCUGGAGUCCCAGCUGAAAACUGCUUUGGAACGCGAGCAGCAAGUCCUUGCGGGGUACAUCUCACCACUGGAGUCCACUUUGGGUCAUGAGGCAGAACUUGAGACCCAGAAGCAGAGGCAGGAACUGCUCAGUUCUCAAGCCCAGAGCCUUACAAAGAAGUACCAAGAAACUAAAGAACUCCUACAACAGCAAGAAAUCAAAAAGCGCAGCCUGCAAGCUCAGCUGGGCUUCUCCCUUUCGGAGACACCUGGGAAAGAACUGUCCCCAACUGAAGAUCGGAAGCCCUUGCUGGAGGAAACAAGCAAGGACAGGGUUGAGGAGUUGCCAGGAAACACUAAUGCAUUGACCAUAGUGCUGAAGGACAGCGCAGACACACUGAAGGAAAUUGAGGGUCUUCUAAUGGGAAAUCCUGUGUCUCUAAAGCACCUUGUGAAAUUAUUACAUAGUAUAUCCCCAUUGAAUUCAGAAGAUGCUAAAAAGCCAAUUUUAGAACCCAAGCCGGAGAUUGCUGGAAAGUGCUGUCAGAAACUCUGUGACCUCUUAAAGCAACAGCACAUAGCUGAAAACGAGUCUCUAAAGCACCACCUUAUGAAAGCUGAGGAAAGGGUUAAGGAAUAUGAAGCUCAUCUGGAGGGGGUGCUGGGUAGGGAACAGAAGCAAAAGGUAGAUUCUUUAAAGAGCUGCACAGCUUUGAGACAGAUGGAAGAGCAUGUGGAGUUGAGCGAGGUGACAGUAAAGAGGCAAGCCCAAGAUAUUGAAAUGUUAACCAACGAGAACGAAGUCCUACAUCAGCGCUACCAGGAAAUAAUGAACCAGCUUACAGAAGCGGAUAGGGAAAUAGAAAGACUCAAGUUAGAGUUGUUGAAUGGCCAAGGCGGGCAGCAGCAUCUGCAGGUUGUUGAAGAGCUCAACAAGACCAAAGCUAGGCUGGCAGAAAAAGAGGCAGACAAAGAGGUUUAUGAGAAAGAACUGAAUAAAAAAUCUCAAAAGUUACAAGAAGCUGUAAUUAGGUUAGAGGUGCUGGGCAGCAGCUUGAAAGAGACUGAAAGGAAGCUACAGCUGAGGGAAGCAACACUGCAAGGUCUGGGGUUCCAGAUAUCUACAGAAGAUGGCACUCGGCUGCUUCUAGAAGAGAAAGAACAGAUUUUUCUGCAGUUGGACGUUGCUCAGGAAACGCUGUCAGAACAGGAGAAGCAGCUUAAAUCCACAGAGCAGUCUUACAGGGAACUUCAGUGCCAAUACAGAGAACUAAUGUUAAAAAACGAACAAUGUGAAACGUUCUACGGCCAAAAGCUGUUGGAGGCCGAAAAUAAAAUGAAAAAGCUUCAGGGAGAGAUUGGGGGAGCGAGUGUAGAGGAGGGAGGACAUGGUUCUGAAAUAAAGCAAGAACUUUCAGAUGAAGAGAGGAACAAGCAGGUCGUUGAAAAGAUUAAACUUGAGUCGGCAGCACUUAGUAAAGUAGCAGAGGUUUUAGGGAAGACAGAUUUUAAAAUAGAAAAGGCACUGGAUGCGUUUACGAGUACCGUUAAGGGUAUUGGGUCCACAGUAGAUUCUUCCAAAGAAGAGGGCCCUGAAUUGUCACUUCUCAAGAAGAUACUACUAGAAGGGGAGUUCUGGGUGAAUAUGUCAAACCUUUCUGAUACCAGCUCUUCAGAGUUGAAAGAGAAUGAGUUGAACAGUUACUUGAGUAAAGCAUCAGAUAGCGUGUUAGUGAAAAACAAAAUGUUAUUUUUAGCCCAUAGGCUUUUCCAUCUGCCUAAUGCACACCAGCCUCAGUUAGAGCUUGUUAAAAAUGCUGAAGGAGCCAUUGAAGAAACUGUAAAGGAUCAGGCAGAGGCUCAGGGGAUGUUAAAGUUUGAAGUCAGUGAGGAUAUUCAAAGAGAAGUGAGCACAGAAGGUAAAAAUGAGGAAGUUGUUUCUUCUUUGUUCAAUUGGCUCGAUCAUGAAACAGAUCACCAAGUUAGGACAGAACUUGUACAGAAUCUGCAGAAGAAAGUUUGCCUGCUAAAUCAAAUUGCAUCUAGCAUACAGGCUUCUGCAAACAACGAGCUGAUGUCUUUGUCUUUAAAGCUUUUCGAUAGUUUGGACAGCAAAAGGGACUCAAAUGGACGUUGGCUGGCCAUUUUGCAGGAUGCAGUAAUGCAGGCCCAACUGUUGUACAUCACCUGCAGGUUAGAAACCAAGCAUAAAAAAGAGCUUGCAAAGUUAAAAGAGGAUCAAACUAAGCAGAUAGCAACUGAAACAGACCAUAAACAGUGUGCCGAUUUAAAAAUGCAAAACAAAGAAUACAAGGCAGUGUUAGAGACUGUGAAAGAGGAGGUAGCAGGGCUGGUAAGCUCAAAAGGUGAAGAGAAUGUAACGAUGACGCACAUUCACAUUGAGGGAGAGCCAAUUGAUUCUCUGGAUAAGGCAAUAGAAAUUCAGGACAUGGCGGCCAAGCACAAGAAGGAACUCAGAGACGUCAAGGACACCUACGAACUUGAGGUUGAGAAACUGAGGAAAGAGAUAGCAAAGGCAGAAGAAAUCCUGAAAUUAAAAUCAGAGGAGAAUGUUAAGGAAAUUGACUCCCUUACCAUCUGUAUGGAAAACCUGGCAAAGAAGCACAAGGUGGAAAUGAUAAGGCAGCAGGAAGAAUAUGCAGCAGAAAGGAAGAUCCUGGAAGCAAGACACACAAAGGAAAUCGAGAAGCUACAAAAUGAAAUGGUUGAGCAGGCCAAGCUAGAACUUGCUGAGGGAGUCGUGCUCAUGGGAGAAGAAGGAACUACCGCUAAAGAUAAUGAGACACCUUCCACUUCAUGGCACAAAGAGAAGAUUCGGGAGCUGGAAUCUCAGAUUAGUACCAUGAGAGAUGUAAUGAAGCAACGUGAACGUGAAGGAGACUUAUCCUCUAUUCAGCAGAAAUAUGAAAAAGACCUGGAAAACCUGAAGGCGACAUGUGAGCGUGGGUUUGCUGCUAUGGAAGAAUCUCAUCAGAAAGUUGUCGAGGAACUGCAGAGGAAGCAUCAUCGUGAGCUGGAGAGACUGCACGAGGAGAAAGAGAGGCUAUUGAAUGAAGAGACGGCUGCCACUAUAUCUGCUAUUGAAGCAAUGAAAAAUGCACACCGAGAGGAGUUGGAGAAGGAGCUAGAUAAAGUUCGGAAAGCAAACAACGGCACAGAAAACGCAGACAUUGAAGAAAUCCGCAGACAACAUGAGGAGGAGCUGGCCUCGUUCCAGCGGGAGAUUGAGGUGCUCUCAGAGCAGUACUCUCAGAAGUGUCUGGAGAACGCACACCUCGCCCAGGCCUUGGAGGCAGAGAGGCAGGCCUUGAGACAGUGUCAGCGAGAAAACCAAGAGCUCAAUGCACACAAUCAGGAACUGAACAAUCGCCUGGCUGCUGAAAUAACACAGCUGAGAUCAAGGGUAACCAAUGAGGAUGGCGGAGAUACCGGUGCAUUAAUACAAGGCACGGAGGUGUACCACUUAGAGGUCAUGUUGCGGGUAAAGGAAUCGGAAGCACAAUAUCUGAAACAGGAAAUCAAUUCCCUCAAAGAUGAACUACAGGCAGCCCAACGAGACAAGAAGUACACAACAGAUAAAUAUAAAGAUAUUUACACAGAGCUGAGUAUUUUGAAAGCCAAAGCCGAGCGGGAUCUAAAUCGCUUGAAGGAGCAGUUACAGCUUGCUCAUGAGGCACUGGGGCAACAGUCCGUAGAGAAGAUGGAAUGCAGUGGUUAUGAUAUCAUGAAGUCGAAAAGCAAUCCAGAUAUCCUGAAGAUGGCAGCAGCAGCUAAACGGUCAGAACGGACAAUGAGGUCAAAAAGUCUCAAAGAAGGUCUGACUGCUGAGCAGAGACUUCGCCUGUUUGACAACAAAGACACAAAAAAAUUAUAAUGCUGUUCUGUCUAUAAGCUUUGCUGCAUGUUUAGAGGGCGCUAUAUUUUAGCACAGAAUGUAAUCAUCUAGAACGCUACACUGGUUACUACAAACAUCUUAUAUUUAACAUAUUAGGUUUUCAUGUUUUGUCUAGAAAUUGCAUUCCAUGCAUUACAGUUCCUGUGACUCGCAUGUCUUAGUGUGUAAAUAUUCUUUAUUUUUAAAACACUACUGUAUAAGCUACCAUAUAAACUCACUCACAGAAAGAUUCCAUAUACUACUUGUAAAUAACCAAAGGAAUGUUUGGAUUUAUAAAGUGUAACAUCCCCAAGAUGGGUAACUGCUGUUCAUAAUUGAGUAUGUCAUUAUAACACAGUAGGAAAUGUCAUUCUUUUGCCGUCGUGCCUGUAGGUUUGGUAGGUAUGCACAACUUUUAAUGCAACAUCCCCCAUUAGUCCUUCACUUGCCAGUACAGUUGUCUGUCAGCUACAGAGCUCUACACAAGCUUAACACUUAGCUGUUUUUUUUUAACAUCUAAACCCAGCUUGGCUUAACCUUGUUUGUUAGGCUGUUUAUCUGUAAUUCACCGUUAGCAUCGUAUGUAAAGGUAGCAUUUCGCAAAGUAUUUUAAAAUGUUUCCUUUUAAAGAUCAAUGUAGGCAAUGGCUAGAUACAUGCGAUUACAGGGCCACUUUGAAAUGUUUGUCUUCUCUUAUGUAAUGGUUCGCUCAGCUAUAUGGGAGUUCAAAGGUUUUAAGUUGGUUAUUUUUGUAGUGUGGGUCAGUGGCAGUUUCCUUUGUAUUUAUUUGAAUGUUUUGACGUGUUGUCUCACAUUUUGUUUUCUCUGUACUCUGUCAUUGUAAAUAUGCAACAAGUGUACACCAACGGACUCCAGGUUUAUUAGCAAUAAAUAUUUUUGCACCAUG
Messenger RNA from Polyodon spathula (Mississippi paddlefish), 7841 nucleotides. RefSeq names its product protein outspread-like. NCBI's taxonomy places the organism in Eukaryota, Metazoa, Chordata, Actinopteri, Acipenseriformes, Polyodontidae. Gene Ontology annotation, molecular function: actin filament binding. Gene Ontology annotation, biological process: actin filament organization. Gene Ontology annotation, cellular component: actin cytoskeleton. The record is from RefSeq and is a predicted model, not a curated record. The coding region runs from base 755 to 6934 and encodes 2059 amino acids. The transcript has 23 exons.